Molecule: messenger RNA, 1518 nt
Organism: Diaporthe amygdali
Lineage: Eukaryota; Fungi; Ascomycota; Sordariomycetes; Diaporthales; Diaporthaceae
Exons: 2
Coding region: 1-1518 (505 amino acids)
Biological process (GO): transmembrane transport
Cellular component (GO): membrane
Molecular function (GO): transmembrane transporter activity
Source: RefSeq, a predicted model, not a curated record
AUGAAAGUGUCUAAAGCUAGAGGAGUCGCCGUGAUAGUGACACUGUCUGGUAUCAGCUUCCUCAACACAAUGGGCUCCGGAAUCUUGAUCGCGGCACUGCCUCGGAUCGCGAAAGAUGUCGGCUUGGACAAAAGUCUGAUCUUGUGGCCAGCAGCCGUCUACGCCCUCGCAGCAGGUUGCCUUCUGCACGUCUUCGGCAGCGUGGCCGACAUCCUCGGGCCCAAGCCAACCUGGAUCGCCGGCAGCUUCCUCUUCAUAAUUUUCACCGUAGCUCUCGGCCUCGCGACCACCGGCAUCCAGGUUAUAAUGUUCCGGACGUGUCUCGGUAUCACUAUGUCGAUGUGCCUACCUACCACCGUAUCCCUGAUCACGAACACCUUCCCCAAGGGCAAGUGGAGGAACACCAGCUUCGCAAUGAACGGGAUGGCUCAGCCCCUGGGGUACGCUCUAGGCUUGGUGCUUGGCGGCGUGUUUACCGACACGAUAGGGUGGCGCUGGGCAUAUUGGAUCAUGGCCAUCAUUAACUUUUGCAUAUCCACCAUCUCGAUGUGGUCCCUUCCAGAUGUUCGGCACGUGUCGUCCAAGACGUGGACACGGCGGCUCAUCGAGGACGUGGACUGGAUCGGAGUGACAGGGCUAAGCAUUUCGCUUGGCCUUAUCAUGUACAUCCUCGCAGGUAAGCUGACCACCACCACCACUACUGGAAUCUCGUGCAACGAGGAUCGGGCCGCGCUGACAGGCAGUGCCACAGUGGUGACGUCCGACUACCGCAAGAUCAGUCAGCCGGCGACUAUCGUCCUGCUAAUUAUAUCCCUCCUGCUCAUCGCAGCUUUCCCACUCUGGAUGCAUUACCAGGUGCGGCGCGAGCGACCAGCGUUGAUCCCCAACCGGCUUUGGCGUCAGCCUGCCUUCACAGCUGCAUGCCUGGGCGUCUUCUUCUGCUGGGCCUCCCUGAACGGGAUAGAGUACUUCACCACGCUGUACUUUCAACAAGUCCAGGGUCUACCGGCGCUCGACUCGUCGAUCCGCUACUUUUCUCAGAUUGUCAUGGGCACAUCCAUCAACGUCGUACUCAUCUAUCUUAUCCCGCGAGUGCGGGUAGUCACACUCUGCGUCGUCACGGCUGCAGCCACGCUCGUCUCUCCCGCGCUCAUGGCCACCGCCGCGAUGGACGAGAACUAUUGGCUCCGGCCGUUCUGGGCGCUGCUCCUCUGCCCCGUGAACCCGUGGGUGCUGUUCAGCGUCUGCAACCUCGUCAUAUCCGACGCGUUCCCGCCCGAGAUCCAGUCCCUCGCGGGCGGUGUGUUCAACGAGGUCGCGCAGUUCGGAAACUCGGUGGGACUGGCGGUGACAGCUGCCAUCGCGGCGUCUGUGACUGAGCAUUCGACCAGCACUUCGGAAAGGGAGGCGUUGAUGGAUGGGUUCCGAGCUGCAUUUUGGACAGUGUUUGCGAGCACGGGCAUGGUGAUGCUGGUCACAUUCAUUGGCUUCAGGAAGAUUGGCAUAAUUGGAAAGUGA